Fusarium vanettenii 77-13-4 is the source of this 4925-nucleotide messenger RNA. RefSeq lists its product as uncharacterized. The transcript has 8 exons. Lineage: Eukaryota; Fungi; Ascomycota; Sordariomycetes; Hypocreales; Nectriaceae. The record is from RefSeq and is a predicted model, not a curated record. Bases 333 to 4925 code for a protein of 1530 amino acids.
GUCUUGCUUUUGGGUAUUCUUCCUCUCGAUCGAUCCAAAAAAGGGAGACUUUGUUGUAACCUUUUCGGAACACGGCAUAUCUUCAAGUUUGCUGCCCUUUGUGCUCCUUCUGCCCCUCCGAAGCCGCUUGCUCGGGUUUAAAUGGUUGGUGGUCGGGUAGUUCAGCUCCCCAGGUCAGCCCGCGCGCCGGCCACGUUCAACCCGAAGCUGCUGCAGUGCAAUUCAGCCUGAUCCGACCAAAAGACCUCGCCCUCUACGAUGCGCAUCGACGCAGCUCGAUAAUACCAGACUCUCGAGAACAGUCGGGUCCUCCAAGGACAUAGACGGCAACCAUGGCUGGUCUUCCAGAGGGCUGGGACAUGGACUAUGACGGUCAGCGAUGGUUCUACAAGUACAAGCCCACCGGACACAUUCAAUACCACUUCCCUAAGGAGGGCGACGAGUUCCCCGACUUUGUCGACGUAUACUCCCCGGCGCCUGACUUAGCUCCCGAGGAGCGUCUCGAGUCGCAGCAGCAGGUUCGACGACACACGAGCACUACAACGGCGAGCGCCCACGCAAAGGCGAGGAGGGAGGAGAAUGGUUGGGAGAGUCGCAUGUCGGCCACCGCGAGGCCUGUGAGUGCCGUUUGGGACGGUGAUGGCGGCAACGGCGGCGGCGGCGAUGACGACAAUGCCGUUUUCCAGCCCGAGAACUUUAUGUACCUCGGCCCGGGAGCAUACAACGAUGUGAGCCCGCUGGCCGAGGAGGAAGAGGAGGCUGCGAGGAGGGUUGUUGCGGGUGGCAUCGAGGACAAGUUCGACAAGUCUCCCGGCAAGGGCGUGAGCCCAAUCCCCAGCGAAAAGACGACACCAGCCCAUGGAGCAGUUCACGCAGAGCCCCUAAUGGGAGAGCCAGUUGCUGUUCCGUCCACGGUCCCCGAGGAGACACACGAAUUCGUCCCCAUGAUUGACAGCCGCGAGGUCCCCACGGCGGCUCCGGACCCGGUGGGUGUGAUAGCCGAGAUGCCCACCGAAGAUACGGGACCAGCGAGGGUAGAGACGAACCCGCCACCGGUCGAGAUGGCGGAUAAUAUGGUGCUCGCACCCAUCGAGACGGCCCCGCCGCCGCUGUUGGCAGAGCUUCCAGAGCAGUCCAGCCCUGUCGAGAAGAAGAACGAGGACCCUCAACUCGCGCCGGGAUCACUGAGGAACUACGGUGGUCAAAUGCAGCCUCUGCGGGCACAGAAGAAACCAACGGCUCCAGUGGAGGAACCUGAAGAUCAUCUCAUGAUGAAUUCCAAGCCUGUCCAACCGCCUUAUAGAGAUGCUACGAGUACUCCAGGUGUGCUCGCGCCUCCUCAAGUUCCCCCGAAGCACCCGAUUGACGACCCCUCAAUACGAAAUGCUCCGACUCCUGCUAUGGGUAUCAAUGCCGGCUCUGGCUGGACGGAGAGAGCGUCCUUGGCACCGGGUCAACAGGGCGAUCUCGCUCAUAUGCCUUCAGUGUUGAAGCCAGCACGCGGAAGAGCUCCCUCACAACCUGGCCAACAACCUCAGUUCCCACCCCAGAAUCUCAAUGCACCACCUGGUCAAGGCCACGGUUAUAAGCCGCCUGCUCAGGGGCAGCAUCCCCCAUCCAUGACACCAGCGCCACACGUUCAGCAGCAGCGUCUCCAGGAGGAGCCCAGGAUGGGUAUUCAGCGAGUCAACACUGUGCCCGACUCACUGCCUUCUCAAAGACCAGCAUCUAUGAUUCAAGGCGCAACGUACCAGGGACAGCAGAUGAAUGUUCCAGCUGGUGUGAAUCAAGCCCAGCAGCCUGCAAGACCUGCAAGUGUGAUGCCAAACAUGAUGGGAGGAUAUCCCCAGCAAGCAGCAGGACGGUCAAAUCCCCCAAUUCCGCCUAAGCAAGGCGACAAGCAGCUCCAUUCGGGAGACCGGUUCAAAACCCGCCGUAUCCUGUUGAUAACCUUCCGUACCCCGACGACCCUCCGAUGCAAAGGCCACCCUCGAAUUUCCAGCCACAGGGCGCUGGUGCAGUGCCGGGUCCUGGGCAUCUCAACCGACGCCAUUCAUCGUUUAGCGGUGCAGAACAUGUCCUCUAUGUAUCCCCUUCAAACUCCUUCUCCCAUGGAAAACAGCCGCCGGGGCUCAUCGUCCGCCUCACUCAACCAGGCCGUUAACCCUAAUUAUACACCCUCUCCUGUUUCUCAGUCUUCAUCAUCCAUGUACGGCUUCACGCCUACGCCUCCUUCGGCACCAACCAACCAGCCCCAGCAAGGCUACUUCACCACGCAAGACGUCGAAGGUCAGGGCCAGGGCCAGGGCCACGCCAUAGCCGCGCAAAACAUGCUACGCAAGAAGUCCCUGAGCCGAGGACCUCCCGAUGCUCGACGAAGCUCCGUCGGCUCGCCGCUAUCCUCCCCGCCGACAACGGAGUCGUAUGGCGCGGCCCAGCAAGGACUGGCACGCUCCCAAUCUCUCCGCCAGACGUCCCAAGGCAACGUUGUCCCACAGAACCAGGUCGUCCCAGCGCCGACCCCGCCACCGCAGGGGCAGCAGUUCCUGGGCCGAAUCGAAGAGCAUGAGGAGGUGCCGAGCGGGACAGUGAGCCGGUCUUCAACAAUGAGUGGAUCACCAGAGAUGAGGCGUAGUUCGAUGGCCUCUUCACAGCAUAGUCCAGCGGGCAGUCGGAGGACGAGUCUGCAGGGUGAUAGUCCAGGAGGGGGUUCCCCAAGUCAACCUCCGGGACAAUAUAGUCCUUCAAACCAGCUUCCCCAGGGCCCUAUUCCUCCUCAAGGACAGUUUGUUUCUCAAGGUCCAGUUCAGGGGCAAGGACCUUCAGGUGCUCCUUAUCCCGGUCAGAUGCCUAUGCAAAAUCCAGCUCAGCUGCAAAGGAAGCCAUCAAAGGGUCAAGCACCUAAUCAAGGUGCCCCUCGGCCCCAGGGCCAGCCCCCGUACCCGAAUCAGAUGCCAGUUCAAGGACAAGUCCCCGUUGGAGGUCCAAUGCCACCUCAGGGCCAGAUGCCUCCUGGACAGCAAGGCCAGAGACCACACGGGCAGCCUGUUCCAGGCCAGACUCCCCCACCAGCUCAGACUUCUCAUCAUGGGCCAGGGAAGCUACUGCGGAAGCUCUCAAAGACGCAGCCUUCUCCACCACAGGCGACUCCUCAGGGACAACCUCCUUACCCACAGCAAACCCCUGGCCCGAAGCUGUUGCAGAGGAGAUCAUCUCAAGGGCCAGCCAACCCAAUGGGACAAGCUCCUCCCCAAGGCCAGAUGCCACCAGGCCAAAUGCCACAUCCCGGCCAAGCACCCAACGGCCGAGUGCAGCCACAGAUCCAGAUCCCCCAGAACCAACAGCAAUGGGCUCCUGGCAUGCAACCCCCGACGCCCCAAGGAUUCCGUCCUGGUUCUGUCCCGCCUCAAGGACCGCAAAGCGCCGGCCCCAAGGAGGGAAAGGGAGGCAAGUGGUUCAAGCUGUUCAAGGGCGGCUCCAAGUCUACAGCUCAGACCCCGACAACACCAACCGUGUCUUCUCCGGUGACGGCUAUCAACAACGCCCCUCCGAGAUGGGGUGGUGGGGAGUACUCGACUCCGGCGGUUUGGCAGCCUGGACAGCCUACUACUGCUUCACCGGGACCUGGCUUCCAAGGAAACAUGCCGCCUCAGCCUGGCCAGGCUCCUCAACCUGGUCAGAUGCCUCCUCAGCCUGUCCAUGGACCUGGAAAUGCGGCUCCUGGACAAGUACCCCCCGGGCCUGGCAAUAUGGCGCCUCAUCCUAACCACAUGGCUGCCCAGUCUGGUCGGAUGCCACAGCCUGGUCAAAUGCCAUCCCAGUCCGUCCCUGGGCCUGGAAGGGCGCCGCCUGGACAAGGACAAACGGGUCCUAAGCCUGGCCAGAUGCCUCCUCAACCUAGCCAGAUGGGCCCUCAGCGCGGACAAGCACCCCCUGGAAUGGGCCAAGUACCCCCUGGACCUUCACAGAUGGCUGUGCAACCUGGGCAGAGACCUCUGGCACCCGGCCAGAUGCCCCCUCAAUCUGAUCCCAAGCCUCUCCUGCCUGGUGAAAUGGCUCCCCAGCCUGGUCGAAUACCAUCUGGACAUAUGCAACUACCCAAUCCCCAAGCGCCUCCCGCAGGGCAGAACAAUGUUUCUAGGCCGCCUCAACCUAUGCCGGUACCGCAAACAAGAACCCCUGAGCCACACCAGCCAAGAAAUAUACCUGCACCGCUCCGGCCAGACACCCUGCGUGCAAGUCCCGAGCCACCACUUGCAUCAAGCCCAGGCCUGUCUGAUGCGGGUUUGUCUGCAAUGAGUCGGGUAUCUUCUCAUCAGAAGAGAGACAGCCUGUCCGAUGCGGGAUCUAUCACGACCAUCGAGGUGUCUGAAGCGAAACCCCAGCCGGUCUUGCGACCUUCGAUUGUUCAGGUCCACAGAAGAUCUACGGAUAUGUUCCGAAAGUCUGAAGAGAUCCAGCGCAAUAUGGAGGCUCUGGCGAAUGCGGAUGCCGCUCCCAGAGGUUCUUCAGAUACUUCUCGUUUUGAGCAGCCCCUGACAAUCCAGAAGGCACCUUCACCCGCUCCCAAAGCUCAACCACAACAACCCAUUUCAAGGCCGGGCUCAGCUACCCCUCGUGAUGUCCUUGAAAGGUCCCUCAGUCCGGCACCAUUAUUCUCCAAGGGCGGCUCUCCCAAGGCCGCCCAGAAUGGACCUUCGAGCCAUCGAGAGAAUAACAUGGAACCAAUGACACUCUUUUCCAAACCCAACCCUCCUGUGUCGGCCGUUGCUGGCCUCCCGAGUCAGCAGAUGAAGCCUGCACCGCUUGUGCAACAACAGCCACCUCAACCAGCUCCUCCCCCUGCAGAUGACAAGUGGGCAAAGAAGCCAGUCGUAGACUACUCUGGUGGAGACUGGGGAGAUGACGAUGACUGGGACUAUUAA